AUAAAAGAGAGAGUGAGAGAGAGAGAAAGAGAGAAAGCAAAAAUCAACACGUUGGACAUGAACGGGUGAACCAUGACUAUACUCUGGCCGUGAUAUCGUUUUCCCAUGGCUCGCGCGGAAGUUUACCGCGACAACCGGCUGGACAGAGACGAUUUUGCAGUGCGGUUGUGUCGUCGUCGAAUCGGCUGCCAAACGUUUCGCCUAACGCCAUUACCACGCAUGGAAAACUCCCGCAAAUAUCGUAUACCUUUCCAAGACUUCGAAAUCGUCGCGCUUUGACCAAAAUUUCGGGUCCUCUGUGUCCAUCGCAGGAGGAUAGCUAGCUGGAGGUUCUUUGAAUAACUGCUCCGUAUCGUUAUUGCCACGCGGAAUAGACUCUAGAUCGUUAUGAGAUCGAGAAAAUACGACACACGGAAUGAGUAGGAUCGAUCGGUCGGUGAGGACGAAGAGGAGCUGCCGAUCGACGAAGGUAGCAGCCAGGAGUCGGGGCUUGGGGCGGGAGGGUUGGGAAAGGCUGAAAGUGUGGGAGGAGGGUCGAAAGGUUGAGCGACCGACGGAGGAGAAAGAAGAGAAAGAGGACGUGGCGGAAGCACGUUCGCUGGAAGAGGAGGAAGAGGAAGAAGAAGAAGAAGAGGAGGAGGAGGAGGAGGAGGAGGAGGAGGAGGAGAAGGAAGAUCGAAAGUGGGAAGGAGAUAGUGGACGAGAGAGGAAGAGAGAUGAGUCUGGCGGGUGACUCGCAAAGCGCGGUGGUCGGUUGUUCGACGAAAGGCAGAUAGCGCCAUUAGUUAUUGCUGGGCCGGAGAACGUCGAGCCGAUGCGCGCUACGGCCCUGGCCGUCGGCGAAGGAGGGGAAGAGGAGGCGGAGGAGGAGGAGGAAGAAGAAGAGGAGGAGGAAGAAGCGAAGGAAGAGAAAAGAGAGGUGGACGAGGGCAAGGACAGAGGAGGGCAGAACGGGGCCCAGAGGGCCGCGAUGUCGUCUCCCUUCGGAUCGGAGGAAGGACGUCGUCAUCGUCGUCGUUGCCGUCAUCAUCGUCAUUAUCCUCGAAUCGGAGCACCCUUGAUUUUCUUCCUGGUGUUCGGUUGCCUUCUAAUCAUCGCCGUUGCCUCGCCUCUUCGUCCCGUGCCACCGCACCGAGGUAUCACGCACGGCUCUUACAUCGGCUAUUACGAGGUGGCCUCCUAUGAUACCGCGGCCUUGAGACUGCAUCGUAACCGGAUGCGUCGCGAUGUCCCCGACGUGGUCGACAAUCAACCUUUGCUGCUGCAGCUGAAAGCGCUCGACAAACAGUGGACGUUACGCUUGAUUCGAGACAAGGGUCUAUUCAGCAAGGACGCGACGUUCGAGAGCACGAAUGGCCCCAUCGACUUCGACUCGUCGCAUUCGUACGUGGGCACCGUGUUGGAGGACGAAAAUGCCAUGGUGCAAGGCAUCGUGACAGAGGACGGGCUUUUCGACGGCACUGUCGUUACCGGAUUCGAGGAAUACUACAUCGAGCCGACGAACAGAUACUCGAACAAGGAGGAGAACACGUCUCCGCCGUAUCACAGCAUAGCUUAUCGCGCCUCGGACGUACUAACGCCACGUAGAUCGUUGCCUUGCGCCAGUCACCACUUGCAUCAGUCCGCUUCUCACGAUUCUACGGAAAGGGGCAAGCACGGUUAUGCGAACGACUCUCGGACGCUUUACGAACCUCUGCUCGGCGAGAGGCAAGCUCUCUACUCGAAGGAAAACGGCGCACGGGUUUUAACCACGGAGAGAGAUAAGAGCGCGGCACGUAUGGAAACAGCCAGCGACGCCGAUCGUAUCGCCAGGCAUUUGCACAAACGUGCCACCGUGGACCCGCGGAAAACUACCUGCAUGCUCUAUCUGCAGGCGGACCAUCAGUUUUUCGCGAGAUACGGCACGGAGGAGGCGUGCAUCGAGGUGAUGACGAGACACGUGCAAAGGGUCAACUCCAUUUAUAAGCACACUGAUUUCAACCAGGAUGGCAGGCCUGACAACAUCAGCUUCAUGAUAAAACGUGUGAAAGUUCACAGCGAGGACGCGCUGAGAGAUCCCAAUUAUCGAUUCCCGGGCAACUACGGCGUGGAAAAGUAUCUCGAGCUGUUCUCCGAAGAGGAUUACGACGCGUUCUGCUUGGCUUAUAUGUUCACGUAUCGGGACUUCGAGAUGGGAACGCUCGGGCUGGCGUGGACCGGCGAUCUGAAAAACGCUGGCGGAGUUUGCGAAAAGAACGGGCACUAUCGCGGCAGUAUGAAGUCGCUGAACACCGGGAUAGUGACUUUACUGAAUUACGGCAAGCACGUACCACCUGCCGUUUCUCACGUCACUUUGGCCCACGAGAUCGGUCACAACUUCGGUUCGCCGCACGAUCCGGAACAAUGCACGCCCGGCGGAGAGGAUGGAAACUUCAUUAUGUUCGCUCGUGCUACCAGCGGCGACAAGCGAAACAAUAAUCGUUUCAGCCCGUGUAGCUUGAGUGCCAUAAACCCAGUUUUGAAUAGCAAGGCUCGUUCUCCGAAGGGUUGCUUUACCGAACCGCAAGUGUCGCUGUGCGGAAACGGCGUUAUCGAAGAGGGCGAAGAAUGUGAUUGCGGAUGGGAAGAGGAUUGCAGAGACUCGUGUUGCUUCCCGCAACGUCGUUAUCCACCACCGGGUGAAACACCCUGCACACUCACGCCAGGUUCCAUCUGUAGUCCUAGCCAGGGUCCGUGUUGCACCGCGGAGUGCAAUUUACGGUUCGGAGACAAGUGCAGAGACGACAACGGAUGUCGCGACGCGAGCUUCUGCGACGGUCGAUCACCGUACUGUCCACCUUCCAUCAACAAACCUAACAAGACGAUCUGCAAUCGCGAAUUCGUGUGUUUCAUGGGGGAGUGCACCGGUAGUAUAUGCCUUGCAUACGGAUUGGAAUCUUGCCAGUGCAUUCCAGGGCCAAAUGAUCCGUCGACGAAAGCCUGCGAGCUGUGUUGUCGUCUCCCCGGGGAAAAUCAGCCUUGCCUGUCGUCUUUCGAUUGGAACUCGCCGCCGUAUGACAUACCAGAUAUGUUCUCCAAGCCCGGAACGCCGUGCAACGAUUACAACGGAUACUGCGAUGUCUUCCAAAAAUGUCGAGAGGUCGAUCCAAGCGGUCCUUUGGCAACCUUGAGGAAACUUCUCUUAUCCGACGAAAGUCUAGCGACAUUCCGUCGUUGGAUAAUUGAUCACUGGUACGCAGCCGCAUUGAUCAUUCUGGCUGCGGUAUCGCUAUUGGUGGCGAGCAUGCGAUUGCUGGGCAAACGACCGGACCUGAAACUCAAGUCAGUCACGAUAAUACACAGCUCGACGACGGAGACGGUGCGUCUGCCGCCAGAGGGGACGGAGGGGGUGACGGUGCACCCUCCGGCUGUACGCGCAAAGCUUCCGCUCAGCAGAAAGGUCAGGGAGAAGAGAAGACACCGGAAGCAUAAGGACUCGCACGGGAACGCGGACAAGACCGGCAAGGAUCCGUCGAAGAAGAAGAAACAGUCGCAGUCGCAGGCGAAGAGGACGCCGGCGACGAACGCGGCUGAAGAUCUUCCUAGAAAGAGAUCGGCGGACGCGAGCACCGCGACGGUUCAAGAGAGCAAGAGGAAGAAGUCGUUCCCGAGCCGGGACAAGCAGACCACCAAUGGCAAUUCGGGCAACGCGGACAACGAGAAAAGGAAGCGCAAGAAGCAGCACAAGAAGGAGGUGAUCGAUUACUCGGCGAUACAGGCGGAGAAGGAAACCGAGCCAAACGCCGACCCCAAGAGCAAAGUUCGUUCCUGGUUGUUGGCGUCGUCUCAGUGCCGACCGGAAACUGGCCGAAGCGGAAACGCGGCCGGUUUACCGAAAAGCAAGUCGACGCCUGUCGGUUUGACCGGUGCAGGAGCCAGGCUGCCUGCAACCAGGCAGCAGCAAGUGGCUCUGAGAAGACCCACAGAGACCAAAGAGGCGAAACUAACAGCGAACUCGGUGGCAAGAAAGGAAAGGGCGAAGCUGCAAGUGGUCUACAAACCGCCGUUCAGGUUCAGCGUGAAGCUCCGAAAGUCGGACAAAGUGGCGCAGGUGCCCGCUGUGGCGGCGAACGCGACGCACGCCGCCGGCAGGCCGAAGCUUCCGCGGACCGGUGUUCUGUUAAGGACGGCGAAAAAGAAGGACAGAGUCAGAAUCGGCAGGGCCAGACAAAUAGCGCCUACAGGAAUCGGAAACAGUGCGGGUGAUUUACCUGAACCGGCCAAUUCUGAUCUCCAUACCGUUCCUUCCGAUCUCGAAGUGCUGCUGUCCGAGAGCGAGUUUCUCUUCUCGGACACGUGACCACGAUAAAUAAAGUCAGAGACCGUUUAGAUCUCCGUUUAUUAUAGAAGAAUCUUUUUUAGGAGAAGAGACCCGUGUCGAAGGAAUCGAUGCGUCGAAGAAUCCCGUCCGCCAAAGUCGCCAAGGAUAGGUACACAGGUGAAAUAUACCUUUACAUGCCAUCCCGUGUGGUUCGGCCUUCGUUUCGCUAAUGAUGAAUAUUAAAAACUGUCGAGUUCGAGUCGAUCGUUGUCGAGGAACGUCCGACGGAAUAAAAAAAAAAAAAAAGAAAAAGAAAAAGAAAAAGAAAUCAAAAGAAAAGAAAGAAAAGAAGAUAUUUAUCAUCAGUGAAAUCGAACAUCGAAGAACCAAAUCGUUUUAUCGCAUUAGUCUAAUGGCUGCUGGGCGUGUUUUCGUAAAACGUUGACGCAACCCCAAAAUGAGCUUCUUCCGUUUCUCUACUGUGCUGGAAUUUAUUUUUUUAUCGGUACGUAUAACGAGGAGCACACGCAUAUACAUAUACGGCGUACGCUUUCGCUCUUUUUCACGUCUUCCUAGAGAUAAGACGACGGUCUGUCGUGUACAUUCGGAAUAAAAAAGACAAAUUCACCGUCGUGAAUCAUCGUGUGCUGUUAUAGUAGUCGAAACGAUCGCGAAACGAUCCGCGUUCUAUGGAAGUGCUAGCUGAACGAUCCAAGCCAAGUUUUCUUCUUCCAAAGAAAAGGGGCCAAAUUUCACUUAAAGGGGAGGAAGGAAAGAAAGAAACUAACCGCAACUAACGCACUGUGCAUCGACACGUGACGCGGCACAAGGAAAUCAAAUCGCAGACCUAUUUUCGCCUCUCGAUGGGGGGAAAGCGCGCAGAAACGUUCGUUCUUUCACCGAAAAAAUCGACCGAGACACACACCGAUUCGUUUGCAAUCGCAGUUUUUAGCGAGUUCAGGGAUCAGCGUUCGAUCGAUGCGAAAGGCGACUUUCAGAGUGAUGUAUCGUCUUAUUUACGGACGAAUAAGGGAGAGAAAGGAAGAAAGAGUGCGAGAGAGAGAGAGAGAGAGAGAGAGAGAGAGAGAGAGAAAGGGUGUGAAAGAGAGAAAUAACUUAAAACUGUUACUAUAUCGUGCCUAUCGUACACCGCUGUUCGAAACUUGGAGAAAGAAUCUUACAAUCCAGAAGGAGAACUUUCUUUUGAUUUUUCCUUUUUGGCGAUGAUUUUUCGUGAAACAAGCAGAAAGUCAGCAGACAUACGACUUGCUAGCGAAUUCGUGAUCUUUUAGAAGCUUCUCUGAAGAAGAAAGAGACAAAAAAGGAAAAGAAAUUCGUUCGGGAAAUAUAUAAAUCGCGGCUGAUAGCUGAAGCUAGUCUGUCCUUUCGAAGUUUCUUUGAAAAAUCAACAACUUGUCGUCAACUUGGCUACUUUCUGCCUGCACUUGCUGUUGUUAAUCUAACGUACUAUUCUCAUGGUUCCUACUCACCGGCAAUUCCUAACCGCGGUGUAAAACCAGCCGGAUUAUUUGCAUUUCCAAUGGAAUAAGUGAUGGCGAGACUCUCGUCGAGCUGUUUAUAUUUUUGAGACUGUAAUUAAGAGAUACGAGAAUCAACGACACGCGUUCUCCGCUGUGUGUUUCUAUGAGUUUGCAUUUCUCUCAGAGUGUCUAUCAGAGAUUGUCCACGCUACUACAGGAAAAAGAAAAAAAAAAACGAUCGUAGUUUAAUCGUACUCAGAUGAUUUACCAUUCAUUACUAUUGUGCGGUGCUAUUAGUCAAUAUUGCUUAACGACGUCGAAACGAUUCUAUGCCCGUCGAACAUUCCCAGUCGCUUCGAAUCUCUUUUUUUUUUUUUUCUCCGUAACGCACUCGAGUCUGAAGUUCCUCUCAUUUCGCUCGUUCUACGUAAUCUACGUAUUUAAUUCUUACACUAACGUUUGUUAAUGUUACUUGUUAUUUGCUUCGAAUCAUUCCGCCACCAUAGAAAUGGUGUUUGCUCCGGCGCAUUCAGUUACUUUGAUCCACCGUCUGAAGAUCUUAUUGCUCGCAAGUGUUGUCUGGUUUCGUGAAAGAACUUCUGGAGAAACUUGCGAGAAUUAUACGUUACAAAACGCUUGUAUCGUCGUUAAGACGCUGGAAGAGAAGCAUCACGAUUGGUCUCGAGUUGACGAAGAGCAACAAGAAAUUUCUGACCAGAUUCGUUAACGUUAAGGAACGGAGGUGGGCAAAGAUCGAUCUUUUCGUUGUUCGUUUGUUAAAAAAAGAAAAAAGAAAAAAAAAUACUGCUAUAACGUAUCGUACAAGAGGGAAUCACGCGUUAAAAGGAUCUUGUGAAACAUAACGCGAAAGAACCAUCGAGACACGCUUCGUUUGCCCACCUCUUAUUUUAAAACCAGUAGAAUAUUUUUCCGGUUGCUGCGAACAAAUGAACAACAAAUCCGCUUGUGUGUAUACAUACGUGCGUACAUGUACUUAAAUCGUAAGGAUAUGUGAUUUUACUUUUACGUGAAUUUAUAUACACGUUAUACAACGUACGCGUGCGCGAGUCACGAUCGAGUCUCACCAAACUGAGAAAGGAUUCGAUCGUUUCGAUCUCGUCUUACGCGAUUGAUAUUUAAUUAACCCAUUGGCCUAAUAUUAUGUAUAAGCGGUCACGUUAGUAGUGUAAAAUCCGAUAUUUAUCGAACGAGACGGAAAGUUAAUGUUACUACACCGUUCUCAAUCGAUUGAAAAGUUCUCUGUCUUUCAUCCGCCUCUUUUCUCCUCGAGAGAAGUUAGAAGAAGACGCGUGAGAAAGUUGCGCCGAAGUGAAAAAAAAACGGGAAACAAUAGCGAGUGAAAUCGUAGGCGAAUGGGUUAUUUAAGGAAUUGUGAUUUUACUUUUAAGACCAAUCUGUGUUAAAUUCGUGAACUUGACCGGUUCUGAGCCAGUGGCCAUGUCGCCUAAUUCCCUCGUUAUUCGCUUGGACACUUUUCCUUGAAAUUCUCUCGGCAGACGUUUCAGCUCGCUGAAAGGAAGAGCCCGUAGAUAUCAGAGUCAUUCGUCGAAAUGCAAUUCGACACAUGGAGACAUAGAUUUUACAUAGCGUGUAACAAGGAACAAAAGAUAAAUAGAGAAGCUAUAGUAACAUUCCAGUUCGAACGUUUCACGAUCAUCACGAUCAUCUAUUGAACGACGAUCUUCCGAGAAGAGGAUAUCUCUCUACGAUCUCAGGAAUGCACGAGUUUAUUUUUUUUUUUUUUUUUUCGAAUAUUAUCCGUUUCCAAGUAUACAAUGAGUUUUAACGAUAGGUAUGUUAAUUUAGUUGCUCGUCAUUGAAAAGAGAGGUAAACGAUCGACCGAUCAAAUUAGUUUGUAAGCGACUAUGGCGACUAGCCAGUCACCGAGAAAAAAAACUAACGUUCGUACUUAUAUAUAUAUAUAUAGUCAUUCCUAACGCUCGAGUGUUGCUUGUUUUGCUACUUCCGACCCCUUCUUUUUCCAUGAAAACAUUGAACAAAGAGAGAAGCAAGAAAGAAAUUGAAACGUAAUCUCUUUGAUGUUAAACCCAAUGACGAUCGUUAAAUUGGAAGUCGUUUGUAAAUGGAAGGGGUAAAGGGUAGAAGAGAGAUCGCUCGAGAGUUGCCUCGAUUGCCAAGAAAAAUCCGAUCGGCAGAACGAAACUCGUUAGUUAGCUGUUCCCGUCCGAUUUUUCGAUACUGGACACGCCCGAGGCGAGACUGUUAAUUUAUCACGUACUCUUAAUAUCCGAUAUAAGAUGGGGCUGCUGUAUUUUUACACGGACUUUGUAUAAAUGACGAGAGCCGCAAGAGCCGCGAGAGCAACGUUUUUCGCGCAUCAUCAUGUAUAUACCUGUAUACCAAUAAAUAGCCGUAGAAUUAAAAA
Molecule: messenger RNA, 8168 nt
Organism: Frieseomelitta varia
Lineage: Eukaryota; Metazoa; Arthropoda; Insecta; Hymenoptera; Apidae
Product: disintegrin and metalloproteinase domain-containing protein 10-like
Exons: 17
Coding region: 815-4318 (1167 amino acids)
Biological process (GO): membrane protein ectodomain proteolysis; Notch signaling pathway
Cellular component (GO): plasma membrane
Molecular function (GO): metalloendopeptidase activity
Source: RefSeq, a predicted model, not a curated record